Laccaria bicolor S238N-H82 is the source of this 726-nucleotide messenger RNA. RefSeq lists its product as uncharacterized. The record is from RefSeq and is a predicted model, not a curated record. NCBI's taxonomy places the organism in Eukaryota, Fungi, Basidiomycota, Agaricomycetes, Agaricales, Hydnangiaceae. Bases 1 to 726 code for a protein of 241 amino acids. The transcript has 3 exons.
AUGAAGCAGGUAGCGACGAAAUUUGGGCAAGUCCCAACAUCUUUUAUUGUUUCUUUUUCAUUACUUUCCACAGGAGAACCUUUUUCAUUCCAUAACAAAGCCAAAUUACAACGAUAUCUACAUCCAGUCCAAAGCAAACGACGACUUGCCGCUAGCCGAAAGCCUUCACAAGCGCGAUUUGACCAAACCAUCGACCGCUACGUCAAUUUUGUCUUUCGCAGCAUCGAAACUAUAAAGUUUACAAAACGUUGGAACGACCUCGACACCCUACCACGCGGCCGAUCGAUCAAGAAACACCACCUCUUGCAACUAUUCAAAUCCCUCCACAUCAACCUAUACGAGGACCUCGCCGUCGCCGAAAACACGCUCAAUGCCGAAAUCGAACAACGUGGGGACAUGGUCGACCUUUACCGCCAAUACGUCCAACAACAAAACGAUAUGAUUGAAGAAAAUCUUCGCGUUUUUAAAGGUAAACAUUGCCGCGUCAUCACCGCACGCAACACCCUACUUUCCAUGUACACCAAAUUUGGCAACGCCGUCCUUUUCGACCCAAUAUGGGAUGCAGCCAGUCAAAACACGGCUUCAGGAUUGCCUGGCCGUUCAGACUCGUUCCGAGCACUCGUCGGUUUGUUUUGCAAGGGGGAACCUACCAUCGAUCCAGGUGCCGAAGAAGCAUUUCAAAACAUUACCUCUGCCCUCGGUAUUUCAGGUGUAGUAGAUGUGUAG